Plasmodium gallinaceum is the source of this 519-nucleotide messenger RNA. RefSeq names its product conserved Plasmodium protein, unknown function. Gene Ontology annotation, cellular component: TIM23 mitochondrial import inner membrane translocase complex. Gene Ontology annotation, biological process: protein insertion into mitochondrial inner membrane; protein import into mitochondrial matrix. The record is from RefSeq and is a predicted model, not a curated record. The transcript has a single exon. The coding region runs from base 1 to 519 and encodes 172 amino acids. NCBI's taxonomy places the organism in Eukaryota, Apicomplexa, Aconoidasida, Haemosporida, Plasmodiidae.
AUGAAUUGGUUUAGGAAAAAAGAGUCGAGUGAAAAUAAAACUGUUAAAUCUGAAUAUGACGAUUAUGUAGCACCACCUCCCUUUGGUAAUCAUUUAGCUGCAGCACCAGAAAAACCCAAAUUUAUAAAUGAGAAAAAUUUAACUGAAUUUAAAGGAUUUACACCACCUCCAAAAUUUGAAUUUAAAGAAGAUACGUCAAAUAUGUAUGAUGAAGAUUUUUCUAAGUAUACUAAUAGCGGUAUAGUGGAUUCAUCAGCUUAUGAUGAUAAAAAAUAUCUUAGUUAUGACGAUAAAAACAAUUUUUUUGAUUUAAAUUUAAGUUAUAGAACAAGAGCCUGUUUAGAAAGUAUAAAAAUGGGAGUAAAAAUGGGUUCAAUGGUUGGUGGUAUUUUUGGUAGUUUGACAGGCUUAUAUGCAUCUUUUGCGCAUAAAAAUUUUUUUAUUUUUCCAGUAUCAGUAAUAGGUGGAGCUGUUAGUUUCGGAUUUUUUCUUGGAUGUGGUAUGAUUGUUCGUUGUUAA